UCUGGAUGGUGUAACGGCGCAGAUCUUCAUCAUUGUAUGGGGUUGAUGUCCAGCUGGGAGAAGCGAAGGAUUUGCAAAAAAAUAACUGGGCUUCAGAUCGGAGAUAACUCGACAAAUCAGGUGACAUCAUGGGCAAAGUGCAGGGCGGGAUGAAAUGCGUGAAAUAUCUGCUUUUCGCCUUCAACUUCAUCUUCUGGCUGUCGGGGUUGCUGGUGCUGGCGGUGGGACUGUGGCUCAGAUUCGACCCAGAAACAGUGGAGCUCCUGACAGGCGACGGCGCCCCUUACACCUUCUUCAUAGCUGUGUACAUCCUCCUCGGUGCAGGAGGUUUGAUGAUGAUCGUCGGGUUCUUCGGCUGCUUCGGGGCCGUGCGUGAGUCGCAGUGUCUCCUUGCAUCGUUCUUCGCUUGCCUUCUGAUAAUCUUUGGAGCAGAGAUCACCGCUGGUGUGUUUGGAUUCAUAAACAAGGAACAGAUUGCCGAGGAAGUCCAAAAGUUUUACAGUAGCUCCAUCGCUGACCUCAGCAAUCCCAAUGGAACCGCAAUAGCAUUAAUUUACCACAAAACUCUGAACUGCUGUGGAGGCUCCACACCGGACACAACUAGUGGAUUGUGUGCAGAUGCUCCAGAAGAAACCCCGGACUGUCUGACAGCAAUAACAGAUUUUGUCAAUGAAAAGCUACACAUCGUUGGAUACAUAGGAAUUGGAAUUGCAGGCGUGAUGAUCAUAGGAAUGAUCUUCAGUAUGGUGCUGUGUUGUGCCAUCAGGAACAGCAGGGAAGUCAUAUAGCUGGUGUGCUGAUCUCCCCCCUCCUCCAACCCCACCAACCAAGACCACUACAUGCUCACUCAACCCUUCAUAAUCAACCUAUCCGCAUGAGAAGGGCACCACCAAAGUUGCAUUUCAAUGUCAUCUUUUGUAGUCUGGGUUCAUGUGGUGGGGAGGCUCACCGAACAAUGAAUCCCACUCUGUCCCAGUUAUCCGUUCAACACGAUACGCUGGAUCGUUCACGCCACACCUUCUCCUCCACUCCACCAGCACUGAAACACUAAUUUAUUUCUCUGUUCGUUUCCAUAACACAUGCUCUGCUUUUGGCACAACCCUGUGACAUUCCUCGCUUUUAACAUCUCAAUGUUAUAGACCGCUGGUGCUCUGCAGGAGGCGACCGUGCUGUGCUGUAGCUGCGGCACGGUAUAUGAAGCCUUCUUUGACACAGGAAUGUUGUGACUGAGGAGUAUUGCUGUAAAUAUGGACACCUAUUUUAUACAUUUGCUGUUAACAUUAUUUAUUCUGUGCCCUUUCUAGCCCUUUUAGGCCUAAUGCCAAUCAUACCUUGUGUGCUUAAGUGUUUUGAGGACUAGCCUACCUUUGCAAAAUACAUUUCCGUUACGUGCCUAUUUAGUCACACAGUCAAGCCUCCAACUACUGUACUAUUUGCCUCUUUCUUGUGAUUUGUACAUUAUGACUGUGCUCCCUGCCACCACACUCAAGUAUUUCUACUGUAAAGCACAAUAGAGUACGUGUAGACAUGAUAUCAACCCAAAGGGUUAGGAAGGUCUGAUGAUAAACUGUCCCUCUGUAAAUCUCCAAAUUCAACUGAGUUUAUAAGUUAGUGACAUAACACUUUGUGCUGAGCUCUUCAGGAGCAUGUUUGAACUGUAACAGUGAGCUAGUUUGCAUUUUUUGUGUGUGGUUUAUUGUGGAUGUAAAUUUUGUUGGUGUGCCAAUAAGAUGUGAAUUAUAGAAUAAUAUAGUUUAUGUCAUACUGUUAACCAUAAUAAAAACAUUGGGUGCUUUUAUCAACA
Messenger RNA from Stegastes partitus (bicolor damselfish), 1804 nucleotides. It is a transcript of the gene tspan2a, whose product is annotated as tetraspanin 2a. Gene Ontology annotation, cellular component: plasma membrane. The transcript has 8 exons. Lineage: Eukaryota; Metazoa; Chordata; Actinopteri; Pomacentridae. The record is from RefSeq and is a predicted model, not a curated record. The coding region runs from base 129 to 788 and encodes 219 amino acids.